UACGUGCUGUCCCCGGUUCCGUGCAAAUCUACCACAAACCAUAAUGCAACGCAACUUGACUCAAUCGAAAGAGGCUCUUUUGAAGUCGUACAAUUCACGGCUCAAAGAGGACAUCCGCAGCAUGCGGGAAAACUUUGAAGAAAUCAUCCGCUUGGCGAAGGGAGAAAAUGAUACGCAGCUAUCGAAGAUCACGCAGUGCGAACAGGAUACGUACGAAACGCAGGUCCGCGCCGCCAACAUCGUGCGUGCGGGCGAGUCACUGAUGAAGUUGGUGUCGGACAUCAAGCAGUACCUCAUCCUGAACGAUUUCCACUCGGUUAACGAAGCUAUUUGCAGUAACUCGACGCUUUACCGCAACACCCAAAAGGACCGUGACAACAAAUUGAUGCACGUACGCGAUGAUAUGGCGGCCGAUCUGUACGAUCUGGAGGAGGAGUACUACACGAGCAUCUACAAGUGAUCACCUUCUUCAGUAGAUAUUGUAUUAUUUAACAUUUUAUUCCAUCAAAUCAAUAUAAACGAUCUCCAC
Anopheles cruzii is the source of this 529-nucleotide messenger RNA. It is a transcript of the gene MED22, whose product is annotated as mediator of RNA polymerase II transcription subunit 22. Gene Ontology annotation, biological process: regulation of transcription by RNA polymerase II. The record is from RefSeq and is a predicted model, not a curated record. Gene Ontology annotation, molecular function: transcription coregulator activity. Gene Ontology annotation, cellular component: mediator complex. NCBI's taxonomy places the organism in Eukaryota, Metazoa, Arthropoda, Insecta, Diptera, Culicidae. The coding region runs from base 44 to 460 and encodes 138 amino acids. The transcript is spliced from 2 exons.